UGUAGCGUUAGGGCUUGUGCCAGAGCCUGGGCGGCGGUCUGAGGGGCCUGAAGACUGCGGGAGGGAGACGGCAGCAGCAUGGCGGCAGGGUAUGAGCUGCCCAACCCUCCUCUUCCCCGCUGUCGCCGCCGCCGCCGCCGGAGUCGUUGGGACCCUUUAGUCUGCGUGUGUUAGUUGUAAGCCCACUGCCCGCCCGUCAGCCCUCCGACCCACCGGCCCUCCUUCCUUUCAUCGCCACUGUCAGCCUGAGGGUCGGCCCGGCGGGUUAACUCCCACCCGUGCCACAAGCCUGCGGGCCGGGACCAUGGAGGACAUGAAGCUGGAGUUCCCCUCGCUCCCACAGUGCAAAGAAGAUGCUGAGGAGUGGACCUAUCCAAUGAGACGAGAGAUGCAGGAAAUUUUACCUGGAUUGUUCUUAGGUCCAUUUUCUUCUGCUAUGAAAAGCAAGCUAUCUAUACUACAGAAAUAUGGAAUAACACAUAUAAUUUGCAUAAGACAAAAUAUUGAAGCAAACUUCAUUAAACCAAACUUUCAACAAUUGUUUAGAUAUUUAGUCUUGGAUAUUGCAGAUAAUCCAGUUGAAAAUAUAAUACGUUUUUUCCCCAUGACUAAAGAAUUUAUUGAUGGGAGCUUACAAACUGGAGGAAAAGUUCUUGUCCAUGGAAAUGCAGGAAUCUCCAGGAGUGCUGCCUUUGUUAUUGCAUACAUAAUGGAAACAUUUGGAAUGAAGUACAGAGAUGCAUUUGCCUAUGUUCAAGAAAGAAGAUUUUGUAUUAAUCCUAAUGCUGGAUUUGUUCAUCAACUUCAGGAAUAUGAAGCCAUCUACCUAGCAAAAUUAACAAUACAGAUGAUGUCACCACUCCAGAUAGAAAGGUCUUUAUCUGUUCAUUCUGGUACCACCGGCAGUUUGAAGAGAACACACGAAGAUGAUGAUGAUUUUGGAAACAUGCAAGUGGCGACUGCACAGAAUAGCUGACUCCAGCAACAUUAUAGAGGAUGUGAAUUUCUAUUUGGGAAGCAUAAAAUAUUAGACACAGUAAUAAUGUAAAAUGGUAUAAACAAAGUAGUUCCUUUUCAAUUAUAUAUUGCUUCCAAAUCUGUUUCUCUGCAACUUGUCAAGCAACAUUUUAAGAUGUUGGACUUCUGCAACGGAUGGCACUGAAGGUUUUACUUUUUUUUUUUUUUUUUUACAUGUUAUAGUUUUAUUAUUAUUAUAAACCAAGAAUUUUGGACUUGCAAAGAGGUAUUGCAAUAAUGCACUUUUCAUACUUGAAAUUUAUUUGUAUGAUAUAAAGUUAUUUACUUUAAACAAGAUGCAAGCUAGAGGGGAUUUGUUUAUAAAAUCUGGGUAAUUUAUAGCAAAAGAAUUUACUAAAGUUUGCUAAAAAUCAUUUUGUGUUCUAUAUAUUACAUUUUAAACUAAUUUUACAGUUCAGUUUUAUGAUGGAGCCUCUUACAGAAACAUUAAUGCCGGAAUCUGCCACAUUUCUUCUUUAGUACAAUUCAAUAGCUUAAUUACCCUUUUAUUUUAAACUUAUUAAUCCCUUAUUAAUAAUCUUUAAAUCAUGAUAUUAGCCAACUAUGCUUACUUUAACAUGAUCCAAGUAUUCCCUCCGUUCCUAUUACUUUCCUAAUUUUUUUCCUAGAAAAUAGUUUAAUGAACAAAAGAAAAUACUUUGCUUCAUAAUACCAGAUUCUCAAAAAUUGAGUUUUAGGUUUUCAAGUGACUUUCCUUUUUUGCAUUUCUUCAAGGCCAAAUGUUGUGUUUGUUCUUUUCAGAGUUGCUUAGCCCAUUUUUUUGUUUUUUGUCCCAGAUGGUUCUAAGUAGACUAUAAGAAACCAAUGUAGCACUGUUUUUCUCCAAAUGAAGCCCAAAAAAGAAAAGUGCCUUGCAUCAUUUAAAAAAAUAAAAAUAAAUCCUCAUGACCUCUAAAUAAGUAUGAGAGCAGUGAAAAGUUUUUAACAUCUUUUUGUAAUUUAUUUUCUUCUUAAACCAUAUAUUAUUUUAAACUGAAAGCCUGAGGCUUGAAGAAACUCAGUAAAUUACUUGGGAUAAGAAACAUUUAAUCCAUUUUUAUGUUGUCUUAAUGAUUCUGUGAGGUGGUUGUAGCUCAGACAGCAGCUUUUCUUUGAAGAUGCAUUUAUUGAGGAAAGUGAUUUGUGGGAGACUUUAGUGUAUUUUAGUGUUUUAAUUCUUUACAUUGAGUUAAUCCAAAUUUCCCCUACAAUUUGCAUUAGCAAAGUCACUUUAUGGAUCCUUGGUUCUCCUCGUUUUUAUUUACACAUAAUAAAAAUUGUUCUAAGAGAAACAUUUUUGCUAUUUUAAAUAUAGUGGGAGGAGAGGAGUAUUUUUAACUUUGUAUAGUUGAUUUAGGGUAGCACAAACAAAACUUUGUAUCUCACUUUUCUCAGUCCUCUUUGAGGUGCUUUACUGAUGGGAAUGAUUUCCAUACAUUCCCCUUGGUACUAAGAGGUACUACAAGGUAACCAGUUAUACCAAGUUACUUGUUUUGGUUUCCUCCCUAAGGUGUAAUUGUAAAGUAAAAGCUUUUUUAUUCAGCACAGCAGGAGGGUGGAAAUGAAUUGAAAUUGCUUUUAAUUAAAUUGUUAACUAAGAGUUAAUUCAUGUUCAUCCAGCUAGUAUUGCUCUUCUGGUUGCCCUUCUCUUCCCCUACUUUGCCACCCUGAAAACAGUACAUGGUUAAUCUCACUGUUGUCUUGAAUUUUGUUAUGUGAUUAGGUUAUUUGGUGUGGUGGUCUAGUAGAGUCAAGAUUUGCAUUGUAUUCAGAAAUUCCAGUUGGUAAAGUGCCAGAUAACACAGCUUUCCUGUAUAUAGAGCACUGUUGGAUAGGUCAGCAAAGAUUUCUUGCAAUCUGGUAAUCUGUGAUGCAGAAACUCUGCUUGAAAGACUCAUUAAUAGUACAUUUAAGUUUUUAAGAUGUGGCAGUUAAGAUUUUUAAAAAUUAGUUUCUUAAAUAUACAUGUCAUCUCUAGUAGUCUGGCCAAAAAUACAGGUUUGGUUAUUUGUUAGUUUUCCACUUUUUCUAACCACUCUCGUUACGUUGUCACUAAAGUGCCUGUCCAGCACUGUAUAUUAAAGAUUAUUUCACAAACACUAGAAAAAGGGACUGUCAUCUUCUUGAGUAUAUUCACGUGGACAAGAGGUUUAUUCUUUUCUUUCACAUAAGAACAUUGCAAGUUUAUUUGGAUCCAUACUUCCACCUAUAAGGUCUUCUGGUAGCUCUUCUAUUUUUCUGUUUGGUUCUAUUUUUGUAAUUCCUUUAUUUCUUUUAUUUCCACAGAUGUUUUGUGAUAGUUAACUAUAGUACAUUUAACCAAUCACGAUUUACUUUCUAGAACAUUUUAAUGUGGAAUGACAUAGUACCCAAUUUUAAACAUUAAUCUGGGUAUAAUUUAAACAGAAACGGAGUCAAAACAUAGGAAAACUGCUUUACUGUUCAUUUUGAAAGUAUGAAACUUAAAUAUUGAAAAUAUUUAAACUGGAAUAGCAGUAUUCUUACCUUCUACUGUCAGUUGUUUCUUGUUAAUUUCUUAUCUAUUAGAUGUUUAAAACAGCAUUUACCUUUGUUUAUUUUUAUCUGUUCUAUAGUGGAAAUGUUAAACAGUUAUAACUUCUGCUACCAACUCUCAACCACUUAACUUUAGAGCAGAAUAUUGGUUUUGGGGGAUUUUGUGCUUCAUCUGAGUUUAGAAGUAAUGUCAGAAAAUGUUAAGCAUGUUCUUUUUAAGAAAAUAUAAGAUUUCUAAUUGUGUCUUACUAAUAACCAUGGUAAUUUUAAGUGAAUUAGAAGUAUUUAACUGCAAUCUUGAAUUAUAAAGCUGGGAUGCAUAUCAGGCUUUCAACCUAAUGUAAAGUAAAUGAGCAGUUACCUGGUGGAUUUUUAAAAUAACUGGUUCAAUCCAUAAUUCCAUAACAAACCUAGCUUCACUUCAGUUUACUUUGUCCAUUCAACAAUGUUCCAAUAGGAAAUGAUAGGAAAUAGCUGAGAACUAGUAAAAGUUUUUUAUUGAUUAGAAAAGUAAGUUUCUUGGGUCUUUGAAUGCUGGAUUUUUUUUUGUCUUACUCAUCCAUGGCAGCUAAAAAAACAACCACUCAAUAUAUUCAGGUUUACAUAUUAACUCUCUUAUAGGGAGUUGCCAUACCUCACAGUUCAAAGUGUAUUCUAUUGAUCAGUAACAUUAUACUGACAUGUAAUUGCAAUUUACUAUGCAGUAAAAAUGAUUCAAGAAGAAAAAUAACCUACAGUAUCUAUUUACCUUUGUAUAGGCAAUUGUUUAAGUUACUCUGCUUUUAACAUUUGUACUUGGAUAAAAUGCUUAUGUGUAUAUAUAGGAAUGUCACAGUGCAAGAUGCUGCUAGCCCAGGCACAAAGUAUUAAAAUUAUUUUGUGAAGACUGGUGGUUGUAUUAAAACUGUUGUGCCAUUAUA
Molecule: messenger RNA, 4451 nt
Organism: Manis pentadactyla (Chinese pangolin)
Lineage: Eukaryota; Metazoa; Chordata; Mammalia; Pholidota; Manidae
Gene: STYX
Product: serine/threonine/tyrosine interacting protein
Exons: 11
Coding region: 305-976 (223 amino acids)
Biological process (GO): negative regulation of SCF-dependent proteasomal ubiquitin-dependent catabolic process; regulation of ERK1 and ERK2 cascade; protein dephosphorylation
Cellular component (GO): nucleoplasm; cytoplasm
Molecular function (GO): F-box domain binding; protein tyrosine/serine/threonine phosphatase activity
Source: RefSeq, a predicted model, not a curated record